Molecule: messenger RNA, 2342 nt
Organism: Magallana angulata
Lineage: Eukaryota; Metazoa; Mollusca; Bivalvia; Ostreida; Ostreidae
Exons: 3
Coding region: 1137-1424 (95 amino acids)
Source: RefSeq, a predicted model, not a curated record
UUAAAUUCUUUUCUUUUUCAGAAAAAUUAAAUAUGGCAACAACUAAUAAUAACGCUCUGAAUUUACGUGACUCUAUUGAUAAUGAAGACUUAUGGGAAAUUGGCUCAACAGACAUGAGUUCAAUGGACGAUACCUCGAGUGAUUCUCUUGACCAAGAUGUUAUAGAAAACUGUUUGAAAUAUGAUCCAUAUAUAAAAAGACUUUAUGCGGAGAUGAGAAAUAUAGGUGCUGGAGGAUUUGGGGCAGUUUACGAAGCAAGACACAGACUGGACAAAACAAAAUGUGCACUUAAAAUUGUUUUAAUUGAUCAAAAAAAAUUUGAAACACGUGAAGUGGAAACUUUAGCUCUACUGGACCAUGUGAAUGUUCUCAGAUAUCAUGAAUCAUGGGUAACAGAUCUCCCUAAACCUAUCUCUUAUACUAAGGCAUUUGAGGGGGGUGAGGAGGAGGAGGAGGAGGAAGAUUCUGAUAAUUUUGUUUGUUUUGCAAAAGAAGAAGAAGAUUCUUCAAGCAAAAAUAAUAAUGCCAUAGGUGGUUAUAGUAAGUCUACAUCUACAAGUGGUAAAGGUUUGGAGGAAAAAUAUGAUGCCUGCUUGGUUAUCAAAACUGAACUCUGCAACCCAGGGAAAACCCUUAAAACACUAAUUGAAUGUGGAGAAAUAUUUAAGAUGGAUGGUCGAGACAGGCAGAAGCUGUUUUUGGAUAUUGUAUUUGGUCUACAGUACAUACAUGACCACGGCUUCAUGCAUCGAGAUCUAAAACCUCCGAAUAUUUUCAUUAGCAAAGAGAAUCGAGCCAAGAUAGGGGAUUUUGGAUUUGCCAGAAAAUACAUAAUGUCUGAUGCAAAUGGAGCUUCUCCAACAUCUGAAAAGGACAGAGUUUGUUUCUCCAAAAAUUUAGGGACAUCUUAUUACAUUGCACCAGAAGUUGAGAACUCGACUGUUUAUGACAGAAAAGCGGACUUUUACAGUCUUGGAAUGAUACUCUUCGAGAUGUAUUAUAAGAUGGGUUCUGCAAUGGAAAGAGAUAAAAUAAUGAAUUAACUAAGAGAGCAGGACUUCAGUGAUUUGAAGAAUAUUUCCUGGAAUAUUCAGGAUGUUAUUCAAAGCCUUUUAAGUCACGAGCCCUCCUCAAGAAUGGAAUUGGAGAUGGUUAUAGACAAAAUCAUGCAACCACUGGAGCAUCAGCAAAGUGUUGAGAAGACCAAGGUCGGAGCACAACCAGUGAAUUCUCCAGACGUGGAAUACCCAGGACCUGCCAGGAAACUUUCCUUCCAGCGACAAAUAAGUGAACCAUCUCCUGGUGCUACUAGUGAAAAACACCAACCAGUUCAGGCUACUGCGGAGGAACUGACCAAAUUGACCCAUAGCUUAAAAAUCCGUGUCAACAAGAACAUCCAAUAUGACCGUGAGGAAGAUGAUUAAGCUGAUAGUGUCAUGAUGAACUGAUUUUGGGACUGAGUGAGUCUAUGUUGAAUGAAUAUGCUAAGUUUCUUCAUGACAUAUGUAUAUUAGAUCAUGUUUUAAAAUAAUAUUUAAUUGCCCAUCUGCAAGAAGAAAACAAAAAAAAAAAAAAAAAAACACAAUUCAUUGGGAACACCUUGAGUUUCCUAUAACUGUAAAAUUCUUGAUCUAUAUAAAAUUAUGGUUUCCAUGUUGUGAAUAUACCUGCAUUUACAGGUAGUGACAAUUAUGUUGAUUGUGGGGAUCAAUUAUUAUGUACAUGUAAAUAAAAUCACAUUUUAUAUGUUAAAUUCAUUAAUGUACCUCUAUAUUUAUAGUAUAAAAUGACAUGCUUCUCAUUUUAAAAUUAUGAUACAUGUAAUUAAAUGCUUAGAUCAUUGCUUUGAAAUGUAAAUUCAAUCAUAUUUUUAUCAUGUUUUUUUCAUGUUUGUGAAUAGACUGGUCAGAUUUUUUUUAAUACUUUUUGAAAAAAAAGUACAAAUCUGAUCAAAAUAUGCUAACAUAUUUCCAUGAGUUUAACAUUUAAGCUUUUUAAUCAUUGCUUUAACAUGCAUUGAUAUUCUGUUUUUCCAUGUUUGUUGAAUUAGCUAUUAGUUAUAGUUCAUGCAUAGAGAGUAAGUUCGAUUGAUCAAUAUAGGCUUUAAUCAUUAAACAUGGUUUAUUUUGUUAAUGUAUGGUAACAUACAUUAUAUAUUUUGUUUGCUUAUUUAAAUGUAAUUAUGAUAUUGAUCGAUACUUGAAGUAUCGUAGUUUGUACAUGUACAAAAUAAGUAUUGAUAUAAUAUAAUAUUAAACAUGGAUUUAUUUUAUUUAAUUGAUUGUUCUACCCUGCAUGUGUAAACCCACAUGCAUCACAGUUAAAGUAAACAAUAUUUUCAA